Molecule: messenger RNA, 1142 nt
Organism: Habropoda laboriosa
Lineage: Eukaryota; Metazoa; Arthropoda; Insecta; Hymenoptera; Apidae
Product: beta-lactamase-like protein 2
Exons: 3
Coding region: 261-1142 (293 amino acids)
Source: RefSeq, a predicted model, not a curated record
CUAUGAACAUAGUUGAUCACCGCGUACACACGUGAUGAGUCACGAAUAAGUGUUGCCACCUAUUAUAGUUUAUAAUGUUGCUAUCAUAUACUUAACGUGAAAAUGUAAUACCUCGAAAGAUUGUGAAAUAUUUAUCUCGGUAUAAUAACCAACAGUCAUUAGUUAGUAUUACAUUACUGACGGCACAAGACGGACGCGUACAUGUAUGUAUUAAAUACGUUAUAAUAUAUAGUUGACAAAAUUCUGAUCGAAAUUAAAUCAUGAAGUCUCUGACAAAUUUGCCUGUAAUAUCAAGAUUAUCUGACACAGUGAUUAGAAUUUUAGGGUGCAACCCAGGUAUAAUGACAUUGCAGGGUACAAACACGUACCUCGUUGGUACUGGCACCAGACGUAUAUUGAUAGAUGCUGGCGAAGCCAAGACUGCCAAAGAAUACACAAAAGUAUUACGUCAAGUACUGGAAGAAGAAAAAGCAACUAUUGAACAUUUAAUGAUUACACAUUGGCAUCAUGAUCACUUAGGAGGUGCCAAAUCUGUUCAAAAUUUGUUAAGAACAAUGAACCCAACAUAUCACAGUACAACAUGGAAAUUACCCAGAGCACCAGAAGACAAAGGUAAAAAAAGUCAAGCUGAGCAAAAUAUAUCCUGGCAGGAUUUGGAAGAUAAACAAGUAGUGGAAGUAGAAGGUGCAAAAGUUCGUGUUGAGUAUACUCCAGGACAUUCAUCAGAUCAUGCUUCCCUUGUAUUAGAAGAUGAGAAUAUAAUUUGUUGUGGGGAUUGUGUUUUGGGAGAGGGAACUGCUAUUUUUGAGGAUUUGCUUACAUAUAUGGAUUCCUUAAAAAAAAUCAUGGCAAUGAAACCAAAACUAAUGUAUCCAGGUCAUGGGCCAGUAAUAGAGGACCCAGAAACUGUAAUUAAGUAUUAUAUUGAACAUAGAUUAAGGAGGGAAAAUGAAAUUUUAGGUGUUAUACAAGAAACUGCAAAAAAUAAGGCAAUAUCUGAAAUGGACAUUGUAAAACAUAUGUACAUGGGCACCUCAAAAAUCAUGUGGGAAGUAGCAGCUUACAAUGUAGAACGCCACCUUGACAAAUUAUUAAAAGAAGGCAAAGUAAAAGGUGAAAAAGGAAAGUGGCAAAGUGUAUAA